UGGGGGAUAGCAUGGCGAAGCGGCCAGCGGCUGGAAGUGAAACAUCACUCGAGUAUAAACUCACCGAUAUCCCUCCCGUACACCUCUGCUUCAUCUUCGGGCUCCAGCAAGUGUUACUCAGUAUAAGCUCUACCAUCUCUAUCCCGCUGGUGGUCAGUAGGUAUGUGUGUGCUGACCACUUGGAUCUGGUCACCGCCGAGAUCAUGGCCACAUUCCUGUUCAUGUGUGGAGUCUGCACCCUGCUUCAGGAUCUUCUUGGCGUCAGGUUACCGAUCCUUCAAGGCGGUUGUCAUAAGUUCCUGCCCGCAAUCGCAGCCUUGAUGUCCCUUGACGUCUGGAAGUGUCCACCAAAAGAACUGAUGAAAUCCGUUUGGAAUGGAACCGAAGCAGAUGCAGUAGACUUGAACGUCACCUUGUACGACGACACAGAAGUUUGGCAAGCGAGGAUGAGAGAGAUUCAGGGAGGGAUUAUGCUGGCCUCACUCGUGCAAGUCGCCAUUGGUUGCACAGGCAUCCUGGGAUUUCUGCUGAACUAUUUGGGACCAUUGACUAUCAUUCCCUGCAUCACCCUUGUUGGCCUGUCAUUGGUGAACGUCGCCCUGAACUUCUGCGCAAGUCAAUUGGGUAUAGCUGCUCUGACGGUAUGCCUGAUUUUCGUCUUCUCUCUGUAUCUGGGUAAUAUUAAACCUCCUCUACCGGCCUGGAGUAGAAAAGAAGGCCUCCAUAUCAUUAACUAUCCAGUUUUUAAACUAUUUUCGGUUAUCCUGACUGUGAUCAUUGCAUGGGGAUUAUGUGCGAUACUCACCUCCUAUGAUGUAUUCUUACCCACGGGGCCCGAGAAGAUGGCACGCACAGAUGCCAAGCAACACGUGCUACAACAGUCUCGAUGGUUCUUUUUCCCAUAUCCUGGCCAAUGGGGAAUGCCAACCAUCAGCUCGGCGAGCUUUGCUGCGAUGUUGGCAGCGACCAUAACCUCCAUCAUUGAAUCCGUUGGAGAUUACUACGCAUGCGCGCGAAUAAGUGACGUUCCCCCGCCACCGGCGCAUGCUGUGAACAGAGGGAUUUUCAUUGAGGGUGUAGGAAGCUUACUCUCUGGAGCGGUGGGGUCCGGGGGUGCUACAACCUCUUACAGCCAGAACGUGGGGGCUAUAGGAUUCACUAGGGUAGCAAGCCGUGCUGUGUUCGUGACAGCCGGCCUGAUCUUCCUGGUGUCAGGGGUCCUGGGUAAGCUGGGGGCCUUUCUCACCAUGAUCCCGGAUCCCGUGCUUGGCGGGGUCCUCCUCGUGGGCUUUGGACUAGUCACUUCCGUCGGGUUGUCCAACAUGCAGUUUGUGAACAUGACGUCAUCUCGAAACCUCACCAUCAUUGGCUCUGCCAUGCUGAUUGGUUUGAUGGUGCCAGAGUAUCUCCACAAGUACCCGGAUGUUAUCAACACAGGUAACUCGGAAUUUGAUCAGGCUAUAAAGGUGUUACUGUCCACCUCGAUGUUUGUGGGGGGAGCUUUGGGGUUUAUACUGGACAACACAGUACCAGGUAGUGAUGAGGAACGGGGCAUCUUGAAGUGGCGAGCUCAGGUGGAGCUCACGUGUGAGGACGAUACCGGCACUCCCACGGACAUUAGUACCUAUGAUUUACCUCUCAUAAUGCCAUGUCUUAAGAAGCUCGCCUGUUCUCGUUACAUUCCGUGUCUCCCCGGAUUCAAUGUCCGGCCGCCAAAGAUACCGUCCGCCUACUGCCGGAAAAAACGGAAGGCUAAUAUUAACCCUUAGACGAUUUUCGAACGUAUCAGACACAAUUGCAUAUAAAUAAAUUGCAAGCUAUAUUUUUAUCAGUUUGUAAAACAAUGCAUUUCAUAUUUUUAUACUCGACUCAGAUAACCGAAGAAGCUACAAUCAUGUUGUAAUGUAUUUCACGGCGACUUACA
Liolophura sinensis is the source of this 1924-nucleotide messenger RNA. Its product is annotated as solute carrier family 23 member 1-like. Gene Ontology annotation, cellular component: membrane. Lineage: Eukaryota; Metazoa; Mollusca; Polyplacophora; Chitonida; Chitonidae. The coding region runs from base 12 to 1769 and encodes 585 amino acids. Gene Ontology annotation, molecular function: transmembrane transporter activity. Gene Ontology annotation, biological process: transmembrane transport. The record is from RefSeq and is a predicted model, not a curated record. The transcript has 11 exons.